CGGUGGAGGUCGGAUGUCGCCUGACCGGAUGAUAGCGAGAAGUUUUGUUUCUUGAGUUUACGAAUGAUUGAGCCUCUGACCACUACACGAAUCUUAAUGCAAGCGCCGUAAAACGCAUCACCUGACCGUUACUGAAUGUUUUAUGAGUAAUUUGUCUUUGAUAGACUGGACUGAAAGUGUUUGAAGGGUGGAAAUUGAACACUUGACAGUAACCCGAGCUCCCUGCUGCUGCGAGCCCGUUCCUGAGCGCUGAGAGACGGCCAGAAACCAUGGGCAACCGGGGGAUGGAGGAAUUGAUCCCCCUGAUCAAUAAACUCCAAGAUGCUUUCAGUUCCAUUGGCCAAAGCUGUAACUUAGACCUGCCGCAGAUCGCAGUGGUGGGAGGACAGAGCGCCGGAAAAAGCUCCGUGCUUGAAAAUUUCGUCGGCAGGGAUUUCCUUCCUCGAGGUUCAGGCAUUGUCACUCGCAGGCCACUCAUUCUGCAGCUUGUUAACAACAAAGCCGAAUAUGCAGAGUUCUUGCACUGCAAAGGGAGGAAGUUUGUGGACUUUGAUGAAGUCCGGCAGGAAAUUGAAGCGGAGACAGACAGGAUUACAGGGUCCAAUAAGGGCAUCUCUCCAAUCCCCAUAAACCUGAGGGUCUACUCUCCAAAUGUAUUGAAUCUGACCCUCAUCGAUUUGCCGGGUAUGACCAAGAUUGCUGUGGGCGACCAGCCACCAGAUAUCGAGCACCAGAUUCGAGACAUGAUUCUGCAGUUUACCACAAAGGAGAGUUGUCUGAUCCUGGCCGUCACCCCUGCCAACACUGAUUUGGCCAACUCUGAUGCCCUCAAGAUGGCGAAGGAGGUGGACCCUCAAGGACUGCGUACCAUUGGUGUGAUCACGAAACUGGAUUUGAUGGACGAAGGCACGGAUGCCAGAGAGAUCCUAGAAAAUAAACUCUUACCACUGCGUAGAGGUUAUAUUGGCGUGGUGAACCGCAGUCAGAAAGAUAUAGAUGGUAGGAAGGAUAUUCGUGCCGCGCAGGCGGCAGAGAGGAAGUUCUUCCUGUCCCACCCCAGUUACAGACACUUGGCUGAAAGAAUGGGAACACCACACCUGCAGAAGAUCCUUAACCAGCAAUUGACCAACCACAUCCGAGACACACUGCCCGGCCUGCGAAGCAAACUCCAGUCUCAGCUCCUGUCUCUGGAGAAGGAGGUGGAAGAAUACAAGAACUUCCGCCCAGAUGACCCCACACGAAAGACCAAGGCCCUGCUACAGAUGGUCCAGCAGUUUGGAGUGGACUUUGAGAAGUGCAUCGAGGGGUCUGGAGACCAGGUGGACACGGCAGAGCUGUCUGGAGGUGCCAGGAUUAACCGCAUUUUUCAUGAGCGCUUCCCCUUCGAGCUGGUUAAGAUUGUUUUUGAUGAGAAGGAGCUACGGCGAGAAAUCAGUCACGCCAUUAAGAACGUCCAUGGUGUCAGAACUGGGCUGUUCACUCCAGAUCUGGCGUUUGAAGCCAUCGUGAAAAAGCAGAUCAUUAAGCUGAAAGAGCCCUGUCUGAAAUGUAUCGAUCUGGUUAUUCAAGAGCUCAUCAACACAUUCAGGCAGUGCACCAACAAGCUGGGCUCUUACCCCAGACUGCGAGAAGAGACCGAGAGAAUUGUUACCACUUACGUCAGGGAGAGAGAAGGCAAGACCAAGGACCAGGUUCUUUUGCUGAUUGACAUCGAGCUGUCUUACAUCAACACCAAUCAUGAAGACUUCAUUGGAUUUGCAAAUGCCCAGCAAAGAAACACUGUCAACAAGAAGAGGGCCGUUCCCAACCAGCUAGGUGGCCUGAGAGAAGGAGAACCUGAGAAGGUUAUCCGUAAAGGUUGGCUGACCCUCAACAUCAGCAUCAUGAAGGGUGGUUCCAAGGAGUAUUGGUUCAUCCUGACGGCCGAAUCACUGUCCUGGUACAAGGACGAAGAGGAAAAAGAGAAGAAAUACAUGCUUCCUCUGGACAACCUGAAGCUCAGAGAUGUGGAGAAAGGCUUCAUGUCCACUAAGCACAUUUUCGCUAUCUUCAACACUGAGCAAAGGAAUGUUUAUAAGGACUUGCGUCAGAUCGAGCUGGCCUGCGACACUCAGGAGGACAUGGACAGCUGGAAAGCCUCUUUUCUCAGAGCGGGAGUUUAUCCUGAGAAAGAUCAGGUGGAGUCAGAAGAGGCCGCUCCAGCAGACACCUUCUCCAUGGACCCUCAGCUGGAAAGGCAGGUGGAAACCAUCCGUAACCUGGUGGACUCCUACAUCGGUAUCGUCAACAAGACCAUCAGAGACCUCAUGCCCAAGACUAUCAUGCAUCUUAUGAUCAACAGCGCUAAAGACUUCAUCCAUUCAGAGCUGUUGGCAUACCUGUACUCAUCAGGAGAUCAGAACAGUCUGAUGGAGGAGUCUGCAGACCAGGCCCAGCGCAGAGACGAGAUGCUGCGCAUGUAUCACGCCAUCAAAGAGGCCCUCAACAUCAUCGGUGACAUCAGCACCAGCACUAUAUCCACCCCCGUGCCUCCGCCCGUCAACGACAGUUGGAUGCCAGACACUAGCCCCACCCCCCAGCGCAGACCGGCGGCGACAGCCCCUCCUCCCAACAGGCCUCCAGCAGUUAGAGGCCCCACACCAGGCCCGCCUACUCUUAACCCCACCCCUGCCUACGUGGCUCCGCCCAUCCCCUAUCGGCCAGUCCAGCCCAUGAAUGCCUUCAGCAACAGUGGCCAGGAUCCUUUCAGUGCUCCUCCUCAGAUCCCCUCUCGCCCUGCACGCAUACCCCCCGGCAUCCCCAGCAGAAGACCCCCUGGCGCUCCCAACCGGCCCACCAUUAUCCGCCCUGCCGAGCCCUCCCUACUAGACUAGUCCCGUGCACUGGACACCAUAGUUUGUUGGCCUCACACAAAGAGAGAGAGAGAGAGAGAGGAAGGGCUGAAGAACUGCACUGAAAUUAUGUGCACAUGUGUCUACACAUACAGCCUGACCAAUAGACCUAAAUAAUCCACUCAAAACUGUUCUUUAAUCAGCGCUGCUAUUUACAUCCUUAGUUUUUAAAGCCCACAGUUCUAAAUUAAGCACAUAAAUAUUACAAUUAUUAUUAUUAUUAAUAUUUUGUUAAAAUAUAGAGUGAACUAAAGGGUGUAGUGGCCUCCAAUUUUCAGUCAUUUCAUCCUUCACAUAGUUCAGGUGACCACCAGAGGGUAGCCUACUCAACUUGUAUAGAUAAAACAAAAUUAUGCCUCCUCUAGUGAUCUAAUGGGGGAUAAAUUGUACAAAAGCACUGUGCAAGCUAGAUGCUGUUAAACUAGCCUGCUUUCUUCCUGUUCUUGGGUAACUUAAGGGCGGUUAAAAACUUUCUUGUAAUAGACACACAAUGUAUUUUUUCCAUUCUGUGUUUCCCUAACUCUUAAACUUGAUAUGCUGUAAAAGACACCACCGCUGUUAUCAUUAUUGAUAUUUGGGGUUUAUUUUUAUAUUCUUUUUUUUCUCUUGAAAUUGUUUUUCAUGCUCAAUUUGGCAUAUUGUAUAAGCAACUCUCUAAAUUACUGAUGAACUCUCUAUUCACUCAAUUAGAAAAGUGUAAAGUAUGGUUUUUCAUUGAUUUUGAUGCUGUCCGAAUUGGCACUUGGUCCCGCACGACUGUUAAUUGUGACUCCGUAGCAGCUAACCAAUCAUUAUUAAAAAAAUCCUAGAUGUCAACUCUCAUUUUUGGUGUUAAGAAAUCCAAAACUGCCUUUCUAUUGUGUCAGGAAGGCACGUCUAUUCUUCUAGCUACGGUAAUUUCAUGGAUAGUUGGAGGUAGCGGUGUUUGUAUGCACAUUUCUGUAAUGAUUUGUUAAUACAAAUAAUAAUUUGUGUAUUUAAAUAUAAUCCUGGAAAGCACAGUAACCACUUGUGACGGGCCGACCCAUCAGCGCUCUGUAAGAUAGCGUCUCAGGUAACAUCCCACUCCAAAUCUGGUAACAUAGUUUACAUUAGCAUACCAGUCCUGGUUUGAUCAUUGUAUCUUAAAUUCAUCUGCAGGACCUUGUGGGUCGUAUUGACUUCACAUUCACGGAUGUUAAGGUUUGGGGUAGAGUGCUACAGGAACUGGGAAUGCACUGGAGGUUAAUUUUGGGCAACUUCAACACAGGGUCACUGAAAAGGUUAUAUGCAAGCGUAUUUGGGGUCAUGGGGUGUUUCGUACUGGACCGCAACAGGGAACCAGUCUGUUCUCACAUACAGACAGACACUGGGAACAUUACGAAACUUUAAGAGCGAAAUGAUGAACCUUUAAAUGAAUAGUUCCCACAAAAAUUAAAAUUCUGUCAUUAUUAACUCACCCUGAUGUCAUUCCAAACCCAUAUAACUUUUUUAUUCUAUGGAACACAAAAUAAAUGUUAGGUAGGAUUUUCACACUGCUCUUUUUCAUGCAAUGAAAGUGAAUGGUGACCAGGGGCUUUCAUCUCCAAAAAAGACCAAAAAACUCCAUAAAAGUAGUCCAUACAACUUAUGAACUGUAUAAGAAUUCUUCUGAAGUCAUACUCUGUGUGAGGAACAGACUGAAAUUUAAGCGGUUACAGAAUAAAAAAUCUUCCCCUGCGCCAUAGCUCUAAAAUAUCAUAUGUAUGGUUUGAAUAUACGCAUAUUCCAAUUUGUAACGAAACACAAGAAUUAAUGACAUAUGGCAUCAUUGAUGUCAAACCUGGUGUGACUUUAUGCGAAAUGAUUUUCAGUGAGUAGCAGAUUAAAUUUCAGUAUUUUCCUCACACAAAGCUAUUGUGUUGCUUCAGAAGACUUGGAGUAGAGAGUAUGCAUCAUAUACUUUUAUGGUGCUUUUCACCUUUUUUGGAACUUGACAGCCUCUGGUCACCAUUCACUUCCAUUGUAUGGAAAAGAGCAGCGCUAACAUUCUGCUAAAUGUCUCCAUUUGUAUUUCUAUGGAAGAAAGUAAAUUAUACCGUUUGGAGCGACAUUAAGGUAAGUAAAUGAUGACAGAAUUUGAAUUUUUGGGUGAACUAUUCCUUUAACAUAGAGAUCAUUCUAGAUUUACUAACACAAACGUUGGUGGUGUGGCUUGGGCAAAAGGGUAAUCUUAUUUCUGAGUGUAUUAUUUAUAACCUGGGCAUUUGUCUUUUUGUUGAUUUGCAUUUCAUUAACUGUUUGUUUCCUUUUUUUUUUAAAUAGCACAAUAUAUUCUUCCCUUUUGAACAAUACUGAUAAGGGCGUAAAGAAUUCAGAGUGAAAACGGUCAAGCUGGUUUCCUGUUGAUCCUGUUUUGAUUUGCUCUAGCUGAAAUUUUUGUUGUUUGCUUGUAUUGAUCAGAGGGAGAUGGGACAAAUUGUUUUGUGUGAACUAUGCCUUUAAUUUUUGAAUUCGCUUGUCUUAUGGCUACAGUGAUAGCGACUGCCCCUCUUCUCCACAAUACACAAUUCACCUGAUUUGAAGGCUUGACUUGAGCUUGUGUGCAUUUUCAAAUUAUAUUUCAAAUUACAAUAUUUUUGGGCUGGAUAAAGCUCAAAUCACUGUAGCCAUAUCUUUCAUUGACACCCUGUAGUUUUUAAGGUUAUGGUGACCCUGUCCCUGUCCCUGCCCAUUCCUCCUGUCUCCUUUUGAAUAGAGAGGGGGACUGAGGACAUAUUUAGCAUUCUUUUUUAUGCUUUUGGAGUAACAAAUCAUUGUCAAGUGUCUGUGUAGCAAAUAAAAUGGACUUGGAGCAGAAUGCACAGUGAGAAUGGUAAAGUGAGAUAAUUAAAGGUGAUGUGUAUAAUAAAGAUCUGGCGCUUUG
This is a messenger RNA of Myxocyprinus asiaticus (Chinese sucker), 5775 nucleotides long. RefSeq names its product dynamin-2-like. Gene Ontology annotation, cellular component: cytoplasm; membrane; microtubule. The transcript is spliced from 21 exons. The coding region runs from base 270 to 2873 and encodes 867 amino acids. The record is from RefSeq and is a predicted model, not a curated record. NCBI's taxonomy places the organism in Eukaryota, Metazoa, Chordata, Actinopteri, Cypriniformes, Catostomidae. Gene Ontology annotation, molecular function: microtubule binding; GTPase activity; GTP binding.